CUGAAAUUAAGUUCUUAGAGCGUCUAAAGGACACCACCGUCACUGAGGAGCAGCCCCUAGAGCUGACCUGCCAGGCCACCAACCCUCAUGGCAAGCCUGUCAAAUGGUUCAAGGAUGGAAUCCUUAUUGAUCCACUGAAGGACCCUAGGCUAAGGAUUAAAAAAGAAGCAGAUGGUGUGAACAAGCUGGUUAUUGAAUCUUCUCAAAUGGGAGAUGCUGGUGUCUAUGUCUGCCGUAUUGGAGACAGGGAGACCAAAGCUGAAGUCCUUGUGGAAGAGAAGGAGAGAGCUCCAGUGAUUGACCCCUCUGCUUUACCCAAAGAGAUUGUUGUCAAGGCUGGAGAGACCAUUGAUAUCAAAGUACCAUACACUGCUCACCCAGUCCCAGAGGCUAAAUGGGAGAAGGAUGGCAAGGGCCUCCACCGUGAGGGAGCAGACUUAAAACACCGCCCAGAUAACAUUGAGCUGACUAUCCCACAUGCCACCAGGGAUGACACAGGUGUAUACAAACUGACUUUGUCCAACAGCACUGGCAAGACUGAUAUACCCAUUAAAGUGAAAGUACUGGAUCGCCCAUCUCCACCUCAAGGCCCAGUAGACAUUUACAGUGUAUACAGAGACAGAUGCACAUUGAAAUGGAAGCCACCAAAGGAUGAUGGCGGCUCACCAAUCAAGCACUACAUCAUUGAGAAGAUGGACACAAGCCGUGGAACAUGGGCAGAGGUUGGCAAGAUUAAUGAUCUCAAGUAUGAGGUGACUGGUCUGACCCCUGGAAAGACCUAUGCCUUCCGUAUCCGUGCUGCCAAUGAUCAAGGUGUCAGUGAGCCUAUUGGCACAGAGCAUGAUAUUUUGGCCAAAGAUCCAUAUGAUGAGCCAGAUGCUCCCACAGAUCUUGAAGUGACAGAUUGGGAUGCAGACCAUGUUGAGUUGGAGUGGAAGGCACCCAAAAAUGAUGGUGGCUCCCCCAUUACAAACUACUUAGUGGAACAGAAGGAUAAGUUCAGUGACUGGAGAAGGGUGAAAGAUGUCUCUGCUAAAGACACCAAGGCCACAGUUGCUGGUUUGAAGGAAGGCACAGAAUACACUUUCCGUGUGAUGGCUGUCAACAAGGCUGGACCAUCUAAGCCCAGUGAGGCAUCCAGGCCUGUCAUUGCCAAACCCAGGAGAUUGCCACCAAGAAUUGACAGAACUGCCCUCAGUGAGAUCCGUAUCAAGGUUGGCCAGGCUUUCAUGUUCAAUGUUCCCUUCACUGGUGAACCUCCUCCGACUCCUGUCUGGACCAGACUCACUCAGGAUAAGAAGGAACAGGCGGACAUAGGUGACUUUACAGAGGAGCCACUAGAGGCAGGUGACAGGAUAAAGAUUGAGCAUCAGGAGAAGUCUACCCUGCUGGAGAUGAAAAACUGUGUCCGUGGGGACACUGGAGACUAUACUCUCACUGUAACCAAUGACUAUGGCAAAGACACUGCAACUGUAUCAGUGGUAGUUUUGGGUAAACCCCUGGCACCAGAGGGUCCACUUGAAGUAUCUGAUGUGUAUGCUGACCAGGUCACUCUGUCUUGGAAACCACCUAAAGAUGACGGAGGCACUGAGAUCACAGGCUAUCAAGUAGAGAAGAUGGACAUGAAGAGGGGAACUUGGGAGAAAGUGAGCAACUUUGUCAAGGGCACAGAGUGUGUGGUUCCCAAACUGGUGGAGGGACAUGAUUACAAGUUCAGAGUGAUGGCCGAGAAUCUCCAGGGACUGUCUGAACCUCUAGAAACUGACAAAGCCACCAAGGCCAAGAAUCCAUAUGAUGUGCCUGGUUCCCCAGGGAAACCAAAGGCCACAGACACCAAUCGUGACCAUAUCACCAUUGCUUGGGAUGAACCACGUUCAGAUGGUGGCGCUCCCAUCACUGGAUACAUCGUGGAGAGGAAGGAUCCUAAGUCGGACAGGUGGACCAAGGUCAACAGGGAACCAGUCAAGGAUUGUGAGUUCACUGAUGAUCGUGUCACAGCUGGAAGAGAAUAUGAAUACAGAGUAUCUGCUGUCAACAAGGGAGGCAGCUCUGAGCCCAGCCAGACUUCUGGACCCAUUGCAGCUAAGCCUAUGAACGAGGCUCCUAAGAUAAAGAAGGAUGGUCUUAACUUCCCAUCUGAGAUCCGUGUGCGUGCUGGAGAGCCUCUGGACAUCAAGGUGCCCAUCUCUGGUGCUCCAACACCUACUGUUACUUGGGACAAGAAUGGAAAAGGCAUUUUGCCUGAUAAUAGGACUUCAAUGGACAACAAUGAUGAGGAAGCCAAUUUCCACAUCCCUAUCUCCAAGAGAGAAGACACUGGCAAAUAUACCAUCACAGCCACCAAUAAGAAUGGCACUGAUUCUGGAGAUAUCAAUGUUAUUGUGCUAGAUCGCCCUGGUGCCCCAGAAGGCCCGCUAGAUGUCUCUGAUGUGUUUGCCACCUCAUGCACUCUGAAAUGGAAACCACCUGAGGAUGAUGGUGGAGCUCCAAUCACAGGUUACAUUGUGGAGCAGAUGGAGGAAGGCACUGGCUUGUGGGAGAAGGUGCCUGGUAUAGUACAGGGCACCAGUAUGCCAGUGAAGGGCUUGACUGAGGGCAAGUCGUACAAGUUUAGAGUCAAGGCAGAGAACCCAUAUGGUGUCAGUGAGCCCCUUGAAACUACCAAAUCUAUUGUUGCUAAAAAUCCAUUUGAUCGUCCAGAUGCUCCCACUGGUUUGGAGAUUGGAGACUAUGACAGAUUCUCUGUCAAUCUCCACUGGAAAGAACCCAGGAGUGAUGGCGGGAACCCCAUUAAGGGAUAUAUCAUUGAGAAGAAGAGGAGAGGAGGAGAAUGGGAGAAGGCUAAUGCCACCCCAGUACCUAAGAAGGAGUACACUGUGAUGAACCUGACACCUGGCCAGGAGUACCAGUUCCGUGUCUGUGCUGUCAAUGAUGGCGGGCCUGGAGAAUUCUGCAAGCCAACAGAAUGGCAUCUAGCUAGAGAUAUGAUUUUUGCUCCCGACUCUCCUGGAGCUCUCAAUGUAGACAAGAUCACCCCAGACCAUGUGGAUCUCUCCUGGACCAAGCCAAGAAAUGAUGGUGGAGCGAAGAUCACUGGCUAUGUCAUUGAAAUGAAAGAACCUGGCAAAGACAAGUGGGUGCCAGCUGCCAAAGUACCUGCAGAUAAAACCAAUGGGACUGUGGGCAAUUUGACACCAGGUGGGGAAUAUCAGUUCCGAGUCCGUGCUGAGAAUGAGGCUGGUGUGGGUGAACCAUCAAAGCCAACGUCUGUUAUCAAGGCUGAACACCAACCAGAAAAGCCUACCAUAGACAUGAGUGGUAUCAAGGAUGUGACAGUGAAAGCUGGACAACCAUUCAAGCUGGACUUCCCCUUCACUGGCUUCCCCAAACCUGUGGCCACUUGGGUGCACAAUGAUCAGGAAGUUGAUCAAGACGACAGCAGAGUAUACGCCAAGGUGUCUGAUACUGAUGCAGUAUUUGAGAUCGGCAAAGCCAAACGUGAAGACACAGGAUUGUACAAGUGUACCUUGAAGAAUCCAUCUGGCUCAGACACUGGCAGUGUCAGAGUGAUUGUACUAGAUACACCAGGCAAACCAGAGGGACCACUGACAGGAAGUAACAUCCAGGCAGACUCCUUGGACCUUAACUGGAAGCCCCCACUGGAUGAUGGUGGCAAACCUAUCACAAACUAUGUCAUUGAAAAGCGUCCAGUUGGGUCGGACAAAUGGACCAAGGUGGCUAGCUCUGUCCCAAAUUCAGCCACUAGCUGGCCAGUUAAGAACUUGGAAACUGGUGUGCCCUAUGAGUUCCGUGUAAUGGCAGAAAAUGAAAUGGGUCUCAGUGAGCCACUCUUGACAGAUGAAGGUGGAAUUACGCCAAAGUUCCCAUUCAAUCGCCCAGAUGCCCCAGGUACCCCCAAAUGUACUGGUACUACUGAGGACUCCAUCUCUCUGUCCUGGUCUCCACCUAGAAAUGAUGGUGGCAACCCUGUCAAAGGAUAUUUUGUAGAAAGAAAGGAGCCUGAUAGUGACAAAUGGGUGAAGUGCAACAUAAACGAAUCUCCCGACACCUCCAUGACAGUGCGUGGUCUGACCAAUGGAAAGAAGUAUGAGUUCAGAGUUUGUGCUGUUAACAAGGCAGGUCCAUCACCCUGGACUGAGACAGCAGAGGCUAUUGAGGCUAGACCACCACCUGUGGCCCCCAAGAUUGACCUGAACAGCAUGGCCAAAGACGUGAAAGCUAAGCUUGGAGAGCCCUACAAAAUAGUCAUUCCAUUUACUGGUGGCUCUCCUAUUCCAACCCCAACUGUCACUGCGGGUGGCAAUAAGAUAAUCCCAGGGGAUAGAUGGAACUUUGUGAAGGAGCCAGAUAGAAUUAUCCUGGAAUGUAAAGAGGCAGAGAAGAUUGAUAAUGCUAGAUUCAACAUUACUCUCACUAAUGAAAUGGGCAGCGACACUGCUUCAUGCAAUGUUACAGUUGUCUCUCCACCUGGUGCACCAGAAGGUCCACUAGAGGUCUCUGAUAUCACCCCUGAGACAUGUGUUCUCAAGUGGAAUCCUCCCAAAGAUGAUGGCGGCAGUCCCAUCACAAACUACAUCGUGGAGAAGAAGGACUCCAAGUCUCCUGAUUGGAAGAAAGUCAGCAAGUUUGUCCGUGGCACAGAACACGAGGUCAUGGGCCUGGAGGAGGGGCAUGAGUACAUGUUCCGAGUCAGUGCAGAGAACGAAUAUGGAGUUAGCGUUCCUCUAGAAACAACCAAGCCUAUAAUUGCUCAACAUCAAUACACUGUCCCAGAUGCCCCAGGUCGUCCCAAAGUGGAUGAUGUGGAUGCAGACCGUGUGACACUCAGCUGGACUCGCCCACGUGAUGAUGGUGGUGACAAAAUCCAGGGCUACAUUAUUGAGGCCAAGGAAAAAGGUGGCAAGUGGAAACCUGUCACUGACUACCCUGUCAAGGAUCUUACACACACUGUGACUGGUCUGCCUAAAGACAAAGAGUUUGACUUUAGAGUGAAAGCCAAGAACAAGGCUGGUCUCAGCGAGCCUAGUGAUACCUCUGGUUUUGUUACCACCAAACCUAAGUGCCAGAAACCAGGUGCUCCUGGUGCCCCCAAGGUAGAAGAUGUAGGCAGAACCUUUGUGGAACUUUCCUGGGAAAAACCAAAGCAUGAUGGAGGAGCUAAGAUUAAGGGCUACACUGUAUAUAAGAGAGCUUACCCUGAGGGUGACUGGGAGAAGGUGAAUGACUACCCAUGUGUAGAUACCAGAUACACUGUGCCUGACUUGCCUGAGAACUCAGAAUAUGAAUUUAGGGUGGCAGCUGUCAACCAAGCUGGUGAGGGAGAACCCAGUGUGCCCACUGAACCUACCAAGGUCAAGGAGAAAGUUGUUGGUAUAAAGCCAGAGUUUGUAAAGAAAAUCAGCAAGGUGGAAGCACCUGUGGGAGGAGAAGCCAAGUUUGUGGCUGAGAUAGUUGGCAAACCAGCUGUAGAAGUGCAAUGGUUCAGAAAUGGCAUUCCCAUCCGCCCUGGUGCUAAGAACCGUGUUGCUGAGGAUGAUGAUGGUAACAUCUCUCUCACCAUCACAGAUGUAGAACCUAGCGAUGCAGGAGAGAUAACCUGUACUCUAAGUAACAAACUGGGCAAAGACACCUGCUCUGCUCCUCUGGAAGUAAUUGCCCCACCCAAGUGUGACAAAAUGCCUGGUGACCAGAGUGUUGACAAGGGUGACACACUGAAGCUGAAGAUCCCCAUCUCAGGCAAAGGUCCUUUUGAUGUGAAACUGAAGAAGGGCAAUCAGCCUCUGACUGAGGGUGACAGACUGAAGAUCACACCAUUUGAUGACUACAUUGUUGUACAACUCAAAGAUGUAGACACUGAUGACACUGGUCCAUACAAGCUGGAUAUCUCUAAUGCCAGUGGAACUUGCACUGUGCCAUUUAAUCUGAAGGUGAAAGCAACACCUGGUAAACCAACUGCACCCCUUAAUGUCUCAGACAUCACCAAGAAUGCCUGCCACUUGUCCUGGAAACCCCCCAAAGAUGAUGGUGGCAGCAGAGUGACCCACUAUGUGGUAGAAAGGAAAGAUAUCUCCAAACCUUACUGGACCACUGUGGGUUCCUUUGUCAAGGGAACUGAAUUUGAUGUACAAGGUCUGAUUGAGAAUAACCAGUAUUUGUUCCGCGUUGCUGCAGCUAAUGAGAAUGGUACUGGUGAAUUCCUGGAGGCACCAAACCCCAUCACAGCCAAGAUGCCAUUUGAUCCCCCAGAUGCACCUGGUGUCCCUGAAGUUACAGAAGUGGGUGGUGACUUCGUCAGCCUGUCUUGGGACAAACCAGCUUCUGACGGAGGCGGUAAAAUCCUGGGCUACUUCAUUGACAAGCGUGAGGCAGGUGGAGAUGCAUGGUUGAGAGCCAAUCCAACCAAUCCAUGCAUCACCAACAUUUGGAACGUCCCCAAUCUGAUUGAGGAUCGCGAGUACGAGUUCCGUGUCACUGCUGUCAAUGAAGCUGGCGAAAGUAAGCCGUCCAUGGCCUCUAGGAAGGUCAAGGUGAAGGAUCCUUUAGCUGCUGUAAUCCCAGAAUUCACGUCACCUUUGAGAACAGUCCAAGCCACUGAGGGCAAAACGGCAGAGUUUCAGUGUACUAUCACUGGCUCACCUAAGCCUGAGGUGACAUGGUUCAAGGGUACCCGUGAACUUUUCGACAGUCCCAAAUAUGAAAUUUACAAUGAUGGUGAUACCUACUACUUGGCCGUGAAGGAUGUGUUUGGUGAGGAUGCUGAUGAGUAUACUGUUAAAGCAACCAACAGAGGAGGCUCCAGACAGAGCAGGGCAGAUCUCUUGAUUAAAUCUGCACCAAGGAUUAAAGUCCCUCCAAGAUUCCAGCAGCCAUCAGCAUUUGAGAAAGGAGAGACUAUUGUCAUCAAACUGCCCUUCACUGGCUUCCCAAGACCCACAGACAAGUGGUCAAAGGACACAGAAGAGAUUAAGGGUGGAAAGAACUAUGAGAUUGAACUUAAGGAGAGACAUGCUAUCUUGACCAUUAAGAAUCCACAGAAGGAGCAUGCUGGACCUUACAGGUUAACCUUGGAGAAUGACCUUGGCCAGGAUACCAAGGUGGUUGAGAUUCAGAUUAAUGAUGCUCCUGAUGCUCCCAGAUUUGCUAAAGUAGACAGCCAGACAGACAAGAGUGUGUUGCUAUCAUGGCAGGCUCCACUCAACAAUGGUGGCAGUAUUAUCAGCCAGUACAUUAUUGAAAAGCGAGAGUUGCCGAGUGAGUCUUGGACACGAUGUGGUACAUGCAGGUUCAACACGUAUACAGUAGAGAACUUGAGCCCAGACAAAGAAUACCAGUUCCGUGUGAUUGCUGAGAACUUCUAUGGACGUAGUCCACCUAGUGAGCCUACAGAGAAGGCUGCCAUUGAAAAGGUGAAGAAACUCAGCCCAGAAGAUGAAUUCUUCAAGAAGAAGAGAGGCCAUUAUGAUGGUCCACCAAUUGACAACUAUGAUAAGUUCUACACUGAUAUCUGGGCCAAGCAUAUCCCCAAACCAGUAGACAUCAAGACCGGCAGUGUGUAUGACUACUAUGAUAUCCUUGAGGAGCUGGGCAGUGGAGCUUUUGGUGUUGUCCAUCGUUGCCGAGAGAAGGCCACAGGAAACACAUUUGUGGCCAAAUUCAUCCACACCCCAUAUCCACUGGACAAACAGGUUGUCAGAAAUGAGAUAGCCAUCAUGAAUAACCUCCAGCAUCCCAAGUUAAUCAACCUUCAUGAUGCUUUUGAGGACCAGAAGGAAAUGGUGCUGAUCAUGGAGUUCCUUGCUGGUGGUGAGCUGUUUGACAGAGUAGCUGCUGAAGACUACAAGAUGUCUGAAGCAGAAGUGAUCAACUACAUGAGACAAGUGCUAACAGGAGUCAAACACAUGCAUGAGAAGAACAUUGUGCAUCUAGAUAUCAAGCCAGAGAAUGUGAUGUGUGCCACCAAAAAGAGCACUGAUGUCAAAUUGAUUGACUUUGGCCUGGCUACUAAACUCAAUCCACAAGAGGUUGUCAAGGUUACCACAGCAACUGCAGAGUUUGCUGCCCCUGAAAUUGCAGAGAGAGAACCCGUGGGCUUUUAUACUGACAUGUGGUCUGUGGGUGUGCUAGCAUAUGUAUUGUUGAGUGGUCUGUCACCAUUUGCUGGUGAUGAUGAUCUCGAGACACUACAGAAUGUGGCUAAAUGUGACUGGGAAUUUGAUGAGGAUGCCUUCAAGACUGUCUCAGCUGAAGGAAAAGAUUUCAUCAAGAAGCUGCUCCUCAGAAACCCAACGCAUCGUAUGACUGUCCAUGAGGCUUUGGACCAUCCAUGGAUUAAUGGUGACCAUUCUGAUCUCACACACAGAAUAUCAAGUACACGUUAUGAUGCCUUCAGGAAGAAACUCCAUGCUAAAUAUGGUGACUGGCCAGCGCCUAGGCCUGCUAUUGGACGUAUUGCUAACUUCAGUUCUGUGAUGAAAAACAGAGGUAAACAGUACCAGAUCUAUGAGACAUCUUUUGAUCGUCGUGAGGCUGCUCCACGCUUUAUCCGCAAGCCUAGAGACCAGCUAGCAAUUGAAGGCCAGUCAGCACAGUUUGACUGUAAUGUCAUCGCUGCUU
Molecule: messenger RNA, 8634 nt
Organism: Lingula anatina
Lineage: Eukaryota; Metazoa; Brachiopoda; Lingulata; Lingulida; Lingulidae
Product: twitchin
Biological process (GO): protein phosphorylation
Molecular function (GO): protein binding; ATP binding; protein kinase activity
Source: RefSeq, a predicted model, not a curated record